ACAGCUUGUUUUUCGGCAAAAUGCGAAGAGAUAAAAGCCGGGGCAAGGUCACCGCCAGAACAGUUCACAUCGAGAUGCGUUGCCGCUGGGAGUACCUGAUCUUAGCUGUGCUGCUGCUGGCCGUGCUGGCCCAGAUGACCGAGGCGGCGCAGGCCAACCGGGCAAGAAGGAGAUUGAGGAACGGAAACGUCCGCAAACUGGCAACGAAUAGGAGUCAAGCUGUGGCCAAGACCGCCCGAAGCAGACAAGCUGUGAGAAGAGGCACCUCUGUCGCAAAGAAGACCUCCCCGAGCAAGGCAUCAAAGACAGCGACACCCGCCAAGAUCCAGUCGAAGAUUGUCGGUGGCACUACGACGACCAUUAGCACGGCCCCAUACCUAGUGCAGGUGCGUCGCGGAACCAGCCUGUGCGGCGGCUCUUUGAUAUCCACCCUUUGGGUUCUCAGCGCCGGACACUGUGUGAAGGGGCAAACUGCCUCGUCGUUUUUGGUGCGCGGAGGAACCACCACUCUAGACGGCAGCGAUGGCGUGGUGCGCUCCGUGGUCUUUACGGCCGUGGCACCCCGUUUUACUACCACGAAAAUGAACAUGGACGCCUCACUGCUGAAGCUGAACGAAACCAUGACAGGCACCAACAUUGCCACCAUCUCGAUGGGGUCCUUCGUGCCCAAAGCGGGCUCCAGGGUGCGCAUCGCGGGCUGGGGUCUGACCAGUGAAGGCGGCAGCACUUCCCGGACGCUGCGGGCCACGCAGAUCACGGUGGUCAGGCAGCGUGUUUGCAGCCAGGACUACGGCAGAUUGGCCACCAUCACCAAAUACAUGUUCUGCGCCCGCGGCAAGAAGAAGGAUUCAUGCAGCGGCGACUCCGGCGGUGCAGUAACCAGAGAUUCAACGCUGCUGGGCAUUGUAUCGUUUGGCUAUGGCUGCGCCAGGUCCGGAUAUCCCGGCGUGUACACAGCAGUGGCCAGGAUCCGAACAUGGGCCAACCGCAUAAUGUCGAACAAUUAGGAUCUUAAACCCUGAGAGUCACUGAACCUACGACCUACAAUAAUAAGCCCACAAGACAGGGCUGUUUUGCUUAAUCCAUAAAUAAAUCCAGUUAAAGACAA
Drosophila pseudoobscura is the source of this 1108-nucleotide messenger RNA. Its product is annotated as trypsin beta. Gene Ontology annotation, biological process: proteolysis. Lineage: Eukaryota; Metazoa; Arthropoda; Insecta; Diptera; Drosophilidae. The coding region runs from base 21 to 1007 and encodes 328 amino acids. The record is from RefSeq and is a predicted model, not a curated record. The transcript has a single exon. Gene Ontology annotation, molecular function: serine-type endopeptidase activity.